Molecule: messenger RNA, 4589 nt
Organism: Sardina pilchardus (European sardine)
Lineage: Eukaryota; Metazoa; Chordata; Actinopteri; Clupeiformes; Clupeidae
Exons: 2
Coding region: 1-3813 (1270 amino acids)
Source: RefSeq, a predicted model, not a curated record
AUGUCUACGCAAGUACCCCCCCUCCUCGCGAGGAAGUGCGAUGACCUUGCUAGACUGUGCUUGUGUGGGAGCAAGAUUGCGGCUGCUGACACCCACCAGGUGUGUGCCGCGUGUCUGGGGCUGCAACACGCCCGGACCGCGAUAACAGCCCCGGGAGUGUGCGAACACUGCGCCCGUCUCUCCCACCGGUCUCGCCAACGCAGGCUAACACGCCUAGCUAACUUCACCGGCGACGACCCCAUGCUCGGAGCGGAUGACCUCCCUCCCCUUGAGUCAGCAACCCUCACCCAGGAGCCGGCCGGCGCUGGAGGAGUGGACGCCAGCUGGGGUGACCAGCUCGACGCCCUAUCGCCUAUGUCCGACGCUGAAGACAGCCCAAUGGGUAUGCUAAGCGCGACUGGUGAAGCUGAACUCUCCUGGGAUGGCUCCGUCGACCUACUAUCCCUCGGGGAUGAGGAUGGCGACGACCUAUUCCCUCCAGCUACUCAGACUACUCGCCCGGGCGGCACGAAAAGUGAAAGCACCACCGAGGCUGACGAAGCCGCGAGCGUGGGCCUUCACGACGUCUGCAAAAGAGCAGCUGCAAAGCUCGGCCUUGCUUGGCCGGAGGCCCAGAAGGAAACCGUUUCCUCUCGCUACGAGGGAAAGAGGCUCCCGAAGGCUAAAAGCUCCACCAGACAACUGCUGCCCGUUUUCCCCGAGUGCCUUGAGGAAGCGACACGGUCAUGGUGCAGCCCAUUCUCAGCGAAAAACCCGGCUCAAGGAGUCGCGGCGCUGGAAUGGCCCGACAUGGAAAGCGGUGGAUUCGCCCACCUGCCCCCUGUUGAACCGCUCCUGGCCUCCCACCUCCAUCCCGCCCAGAAGUCUGCGAUGACCCCCUCGGGACCCGCAUUCCCCUCCAAAGCCGACAACUUCCAGUCCGCCAUGACUGAGAAAAGCUACAAAGCUGUGGCGUCGGCGGUGAGAGCUCUCAACGCCUCAUCUAUGCUCAUGGCCUACCAGGCCGAGCUGGAGGAAGACUUCACAUCCUCUCCCAACCAGCCAGCUGUCUGGGACGAAGUUUGUGUGGUCACGGACCUAAGCCUACGGCUACACAGGUGUGCGGUGCAAACUGCGGGGCGGGCUAUGGCCCUUAUGGUCUCUCAGGAGAGAGCUCGCUGGCUAAACCUCUCCAGCCUCUCCCACAAAGAGAAGACUCAGCUGCUAGACGUGCCCGUGGACCCCAAAGGCCUCUUUGGACCAGCCGUGGCCACUAUGCAGAAGCGGUGCGAGGAAAAGAAGCGAGACGGCGAAGCGCUGCAGCUGUGCCUCCCCAGAAAGGCACAAGCCCCCGCUCCCAAAGCACCCAGGCAGGCGUUCUCCGAUGCAGCGACGCGCGCGCCGCACUACCGCAUUCCGAGACGUCAGCCCCCAGCCCAAACCGCCACUCAGAGCCUCGGGAGCGAGGAAGAAGACGCGUGCCUAGCACGCUCCUUGCUGGCGAGAGGGGACGAGUUCAGCCAGGCACUCUCCCCUCCCCGAGCCACACCGGCCCCGUUCCUGGGCCUGUUCAAAGGGGCACGUUCCCUGCCCUCCAAGAGGCGUGCAGAGGCCACAGCGGCGCUCGCAGUUCACAGCCCACCGAAGCGGAGAAGAGACAUGGAGUGCCAGUUCGAGCCCCAAAAGUGUCUCACAAGCACACACCAGUGCCCCCCUUCACAAAUAAAUGUUUCGGUGCGCAGCCAGGCCGUGGGCCAAGGGCGUAUCCGACAAAAGAAUGUCAAAAAAUGUCAUAUGAACAAAAAAGCUCUCACAAAAAAGUACGAGCAGUGUUCAGUGGCGAGGGUGUGCAGUCACUCCCUAAUAACGCCACAAGGUGGAGCCAGAGCUCCACCGGUGACGCUGGGCACAAUAAGCACGCUGGUCGUGCAGCCCACGCCAGCUCGGCCACUAGAUGGCGUAAUUUCGCCUCUAACCGAGCGCAUUCAGUACUGGCGCAUGCAUGUGCAGUCAGACUGGAUAAUAAAGAUUAUAGCGAAGGGCUAUCGUCUACAGUUCGCUACCCCCCCGCCCCCAUUCAACGGGAUAGUACAAUCCCAUGCCACAGGGGACUCCGCUCGUGUUUUACAGGAGGAAAUAACCUCCCUGUUAAACAAACAAGCGAUCAGAGUAGUUCCUUUCGAGCAGAGCCAUCACGGCUUCUACUCAAGGUAUUUUCUGGUUCCAAAGAAAGGAGGGGGGCUGCGCCCAAUAUUAGACCUACGCGCUCUGAACAAAUACUUAAGAAAGUACAGCUUCAGAAUGCUAACCAACGACGCACUGAUGCGCUUCGUGCGCCCAGGCGAUUGGUUCACCUCGGUAGAUUUAAAGGACGCGUUCCUACAUGUCCCAAUCUAUCCCCCCCACAGAAAGUUUCUCAGGUUUGCCUUUCGAGGCGUGACCUACGAGUGGCUUGCCCUCCCAUUUGGCCUUGCGCUCAGCCCCCGUGUCUUCGUAAAAGUCACCGAAGCGGCUAUUGCACCGCUCCGGGAACAGGGCGUUCGCCUGGCUACAUUUAUCGACGACUGGCUGGUGGCCGCGCGGUCGUGCCAGGAAGCGCAGCAACAUACGGCUCUCCUAACAGAGCACCUGAUGUUACUGGGUUUCAGAAUAAAUUGGGAGAAAAGCGUUCUGCGCCCAUGUCAGAUUACCACCUUUAUAGGGCUGUCCCUAAACUCCGUCUCAUUCAGAGCGUGCCUGUCAGAGGAGCGGGUCAAAGCGUUCCGCGCGUGUCUCGCGCUGUUCCGCAGGGGAGCCACUGUGAAAUUCAGGGUCUGCCUCAGACUCCUGGGUCUCAUGGCGUCAGCCUUGGUAGUCAUACCACUCGGCCGCCUGUACAUGAGGGCUAUUCAGCGGUGGGUGGCAUCGCUGAAAUUGAAUCCCUCGCGUCACGGUCACCGCCGUGUCGCAAUCUCAGCAGCCUGUUGCGCUGCGCUGCGGCCCUGGAAACGCCCACUCUUCCUCACGGAGGGUACACUGAUGGGCGCUGUCCUACACAGGAAAGUGGUGACGACGGACGCCUCGUUGACCGGCUGGGGAGCCACUCACGAGGGCAGGUCGAUAAAUGGGCUAUGGGACGUACACAUGCGAACCCUGCAUAUAAACCGUCUAGAAUUAAUGGCGGUCUGGCUCGCACUCAGACACUUUUUGCCCGUCCUGAGGGGCCAUCAUGUCUUGGUCAGGACAGACAACACCACGGUGGUGGCUUAUGUCAACAAGCAGGGGGGACUGAGGUCUCUUCAUAUGCACACGUUGGCACACAGACUGAUUUUAUGGAGCAGCACACGGCUCCUGUCGCUGAAAGCCACACACGUCCCCGGUGUAUUGAAUUUGGGUGCAGAUUUAUUAUCCAGGGGCAACCCCCGCUACGGAGACUGGACUCUCCACAGCGAUGUGAUGGCUCAGAUUUGGUUGCGGAACGGUCAAGCGAAAGUGGACCUAUUCGCGUCCGGGGAGAAUGCACAAUGUUCAAUGUUUUUCUCCUUGCGCGAUCGCAACGCUCCAUUAGGGAUAGAUGCGUUGGCACACCAGUGGCCACACGUCCUACUCUAUGCCUUCCCCCCGUUGGAACUAAUCACUCCAACACUAGCCAGGGUGCGGGAACGGGGCCUCUCACUUAUCCUCAUAGCCCCGCGCUGGCCAGGGAAACCCUGGCUGGCGGAGAUCAUCCCGUUACUCCACUCCCCGCCGUGGCCACUGCCACUUCGCAGGGACCUGCUGUCCCAAGCGAACGGGGAAAUAUUUCACCCUCACCCAGAACGCCUGGCUCUCUGGGUUUGGCCCGUGAAAGGCUAAAUCUGACAGCUGCGGGCUUGCCCUGCAAUGUCAUAGCGACCAUUCAGAGCGCUAGGGCUUCAUCAACCAGAACGUUGUAUGAUAGCAAAUGGCGUGUAUUUAAUGAUUGGUGCAUUAAAACAGGGACAAUAGCCUUCCAGUGCUCGGUGGACGUUAUCCUUACGUUUCUACAAGAUUUACUGGAUAGGAACAAGUCCUUCUCCACUGUUAAAGUUUACCUGGCUGCCGUUUCGGCUUGCCAUGUAGGCUUUGGGGACAAAACAGCGGGCCAGCACCCUCUCAUACGUCAGUUUAUGAAAGGAGCGCGUCGUCUCCGCCCGGUCUCUAAACCACUGGCCCCUUCAUGGGAUCUACCUAUGGUUUUGGAUGUCCUGUCUCAACCCCCCUUUGAGCCAUUACAGCAGUUGGAUCUUAAAGUGCUCUCACUUAAGACGGCAUUGUUGGUGGCCUUAUCUACGGCUAAACGCGUAAGCGAUAUUCACGCCUUGUCCGUGAAUCCUGCCUGUAUGCAAUUUUUCCCGGGUGAUACGAGGGUUGUACUAAAACCCAACCCUGCGUUCAUUCCGAAGGUUUUCAAUCCGUCACUGUCGUGCCGUCCGAUUGAGCUAUUUGCUUUCAAUCCGCCACCGUUCACCUCACUGGAGCAGGAGCGGCUGAAUGCGCUCUGCCCAGUCAGAGCGUUGCGCGCAUAUGUGGACAAAACAGCAGAGUUGAGAAAAACUGACCAGCUGUUUGUGUCUUGUGCGAAGUCUCGCCUGGGUAGACCGCUCACUAAA